Aspergillus ibericus CBS 121593 is the source of this 781-nucleotide messenger RNA. RefSeq lists its product as uncharacterized. The transcript has 2 exons. Lineage: Eukaryota; Fungi; Ascomycota; Eurotiomycetes; Eurotiales; Aspergillaceae. The record is from RefSeq and is a predicted model, not a curated record. Bases 134 to 412 code for a protein of 92 amino acids.
UUUAUCGACUAUCCAUAUCCACACAUCCACUUCCCGUCAGCUAGCAGCCAGCACAGACCACGAUUAAUUUCGCCUCGACGCCACAUUUUGUUUUGUAUAUACACAUCUCUAUAACAUACACUCGCAUCACAUCAUGGCCAAACUCAGUGAUUCGGCCAUCAUCGUCAUCGUCAUCGUGGUCUGUCUGGCCCUCGUGUCGCUGGGCGCCGCCCUCACCAAACAAUUCUGGCCCGAGGCCCCUCAACAACGCUACAACUACCCGGCCGAACAGCAAACGUAUAUGCGGACCGUCCGGUUGAAGAACCUGGGGAUUUUCCAGCGCGAAUCGAUGAAUCUGAGCGGGAAGGCUCCUGUGCCGGUAGCGAGGGAUGUGGAGUCGGGGUACUCGGAAAACGAAUCCUCGCAUUACUAGUCGCGUUUCUUCCACCCUCCCCCUCACUCCUUAGCUGUCCCCUUUGAAGCCGCAUUGCGACCUGUACGAUUGACGACCACGCUUGUGCGAUUACCACAUUGUUAUUGAGUAUUGAUUUGAUGGAUUGAUUGAUGGAUUUGCGCCAUGGCGGUGUUGGAUGGCGUUGUAUUAUAUCCGGGUUUUAUUGGUAUAUAGGUUUGAUGGUUUGUCUGGUGACAUACUCUACACAACAUUCCUGAGUAUGCAGAUACGUGAAUAUAUGAAACUACCACAAUUCCUAAGACACCACACUAUACAUACGGGCUAUGGACGUCCAGAACUAGACCCAUAAUCCAAAAUCACGAAACGAUGGGCGCAUUUCACUGGUCU